AUGUCUAUACAACAAUUGCAAAAUCUUGUUCUCCUUCGCCUUAGCUGGUGGAUAAAGGGAUGGGGGGAUCCUUUCCCGUACUCAAGCGAGGAUAUAAUCAGGAACCCAUCGUGCCUCCUAUGGGUAGCCUCCGAUGGCAUGGUUGGUUUAAACAGACCACCCAAAGUUAUUGUAUCAUGGAAUCCACCAAUCCCGGGUCAUCUUAAAUGGAACGUUGAUGCCUCAUUUAAACCCUCUCCAAGGAUGUCGGCCAUUGGAGGUGUCCUGCGGGGAAGUUGUGGCCUCUUCAAAUGCAUGUUCUCAAGUCCCAUUCCUCCAAUUGAAAUCAAUAGUGCUGAGGUACUAGCCAUCUACCGAGCAUUGCAGAUCACGGCUUCAAAUGCGACCAUCAAAUCUCAGCCUAUACUUGUUGAAUCUGACUCCGUGAACGCGGUCAAAUGGUGCAACGAUGAUACGGGAGGGCCAUGGAAUCUAAACUUCCAACUAAACUAUAUUCGCAAUGCACGAAAAGAAUGGCUGAACCUGUCAAUCACACAUAGAGGAAGAAGUGCAAACAUGGUAGCUGACUCAUUGGCAAAGCAAGGUCUUGUCAGAGAUGCCGAGUUCAUCGCAUGGUUAUAA
This is a messenger RNA of Spinacia oleracea (spinach), 621 nucleotides long. RefSeq lists its product as uncharacterized. The record is from RefSeq and is a predicted model, not a curated record. The coding region runs from base 1 to 621 and encodes 206 amino acids. The transcript has a single exon. Gene Ontology annotation, molecular function: nucleic acid binding; RNA-DNA hybrid ribonuclease activity. Lineage: Eukaryota; Viridiplantae; Streptophyta; Magnoliopsida; Caryophyllales; Amaranthaceae.